Molecule: messenger RNA, 882 nt
Organism: Musa acuminata AAA Group (dessert banana)
Lineage: Eukaryota; Viridiplantae; Streptophyta; Magnoliopsida; Zingiberales; Musaceae
Product: pentatricopeptide repeat-containing protein At4g14820-like
Exons: 2
Coding region: 1-882 (293 amino acids)
Molecular function (GO): protein binding
Source: RefSeq, a predicted model, not a curated record
AUGAUAGGAGGGCUAGUGAUGAUAGGAGGGCUAGCGAUAAAUGGACAUGGAGCGGAGGCCUUGGAGCUAUUUGGCCAGAUGGAGAGGGACGCCGUGAAGCCUAAUGAGGUCACUUUCAUUGGUGUCCUGUGCGCUUGCAGCCAUGGUGGUCUGGUGGAGCAAGCAAGGCAGUGCUUUGAUUCAAUGAGGGCGGUUUAUGGGCUCAAGCCACAAAUCGAGCACUAUGGUUGUAUGGUUGAUGUGCUGGGGCGAGUUGGAUUCUUGGAGGAGGCUGUUUUUCUGGUGCAGUCCAUGGCGAACGACAAUGCUGUACUGUGGGGGAGUCUGCUCAGUGCAUGUUUGAUCCACGGGAAUGCCAAGCUAGGGGAAUACGUGGUUGAUCGCCUUGUUGAGCUUACGCCCGAUGAUGGUGGUGUCUUUGUGCUGUUGUCGAACAUCUAUGCUGCUAGAGGGAGAAGAGAUCAGCUCAGUUUGGUACCAAGGAAGAAGACGAGCAAAACCUGGGUCAUCACCUUUGUUAGAAGAGACAACGCUGUGCUGUGGGGGAGUCUGCUCAGUGCAUGCUUGAUCCACGGGAAUAUCAAGCUAGGGGAAUACGCGUUCGAUCGCCUUGUUGAGCUUAGGCCUGAUGAUGGUGGUGUUUAUGUGCUGUUGUCGAACAUCUAUGCUGCUAGAGGGAGACAGGAUGAUGCUAGAAGGACACGAAUGCUUAAAUUAAGGGGUCUCAAGAAGAUUUUAGGUUGCAGCUUCAUUGGGGUGUUCAUGGGAUCGUUCACAAAUUCUAUGUUGGAGAAUGCAACAGAAAUAUAUGACAUAUCAGAAGAGAUCAGCUCAGUUUGGCACCAAGGAAGAAGACGAGCAAAACCUGGGUCAUCACAGUGA